This is a messenger RNA of Eupeodes corollae, 5650 nucleotides long. RefSeq names its product zwei Ig domain protein zig-8 (gene dpr7). The record is from RefSeq and is a predicted model, not a curated record. Lineage: Eukaryota; Metazoa; Arthropoda; Insecta; Diptera; Syrphidae. The transcript is spliced from 8 exons. Gene Ontology annotation, cellular component: neuron projection membrane. The coding region runs from base 1875 to 2870 and encodes 331 amino acids. Gene Ontology annotation, biological process: synapse organization.
ACCGUUUGCUGGUUGAGACACGGUCCCGGAUAUACGCGUCAGCCAUAUUAAAAAUUGGAACAACUGUUUUUUCUUUUUUUGUUGGUGUUGAGUUAUUGUGAGUGUUUUUCUUAUUCGUCUCCUCCUUUUGUUAGGGUGCAACAUCACUCUCCAUCAUCCUUCCACGUUUAAUUUACCUUGAUAAGAAUUUCAUUACUCUGGUGUUCUAUUGUAUGUGAUGUUUGUGUAAUGUGUAUGUGUACCUCGACCUGAUUCGAACAGUUUAAUCCUAAUCCUGUUUGGAUGGAUAGCCAUUAUCAUCUUACAGGAACAGUGUUUAGUUGAAAUUAUAUUUCGGGUAAUUUAAAGGAGGAGGGGGCCAAUUUAAGUUAAGAUUGAGUACCCCCCAUUUUACUAGAUAAAUUCAAUCUGAAGAAUUCAUUAUUAUUAUUAAAGCCGGUUUCGUCCUUUUUUUGAACGUUUGGAUUGAGUAUUCUUUUUUUUUCUAUCGCGGCGGAAUCUCUAAAGGCGUCCUAAUCGAAUAUCUAAUACAUACUUUUUUCUGUAAGCAACGUAAAAAUGUAAUUUCUUCUUAUCCGCAUUCAAAUCUGCUAGGUGAUGCCCUUCUCUUUAUAUUUGUGUGUUAAUGGAGAAAAUCCUUGGCAAUGAAGAAAAUAUAUAUUAUAUCGGCCUAAAUUUGUGGAACGUGUGCGUUAGGGUUUUGUGAUUGCGCGAGAUUUUGCAGGUGUUUACUGAUUUUUUCCUAAGCUGGUGACGACGACCUGACCUUACAUCCCCCUCCCCUCCCCCCAUCAACCUUUCAUUCCUACGCUUUAUUACUACGACGACGACGACGAACAACGACAACGAAUAAGAACGAUUUCUCGGUUUAUUUUGCGCGCGCUAAAAAUCCACAUAAAAUCCUUUAACCUGUUAUUAGGUUUUCGUGAUAUGAUGUCUUUUUGUGGUAAAAUGUACAACCAUAUACACUUAUUUGUUUAUAGUGAUUCUCUGUGUGAUGUUUUCUGAUUUUUAUUCGUUCUUUUUAACUUUACGUAGAUAUCUCGAAUUCCAUGGAUGGUGUUAAUUUAAAAUGAAAUCUAAUGAAAAUCAGAUUUGAAAUCGAAAGCGUUAUUUUGAUGUGUGUUUGUGUUUAUUAUGCACAAUAAAAAAGAUUAGCUGAAAGAAUCAAAAAUAUAUCUUUGCUACAGCAUUGAGUUAAGAUUAAAAACAUAUAUCAAGGAUAUUUAAGGAUUGUUUGGUGUGGCAUCUCAUCAUUGGAUUUUCCUCUGGAUCAGGAGAGGGAUUGUGAAAAGGCCAUCAUUUGCUUCCUGCUACAUCAAAAAAAAAUUCUUAAUUGACUUUUCUUGUUGUCCAGAGUUUCUUGCAGAGCAACGAUACAUUAAAGAGACAACGAGUGUUAUCCUACAUCCAUCUAGAUAUCUAGCCAUCCUCCAUCAAACAGCGAGGCGAUGCGACGACAGACAUACGCAUAGGACAAGGUCUGAUUGGCUUAUUUGUGUAAUUAUUUUCAAUUAUCCUCGAAUUUUUGUGCUGUCGACAAAAUUAUAGAUACUUAUAUAGUCGAGUCGUUUUCUCGGGAAAUUUAUUUUCUAUAUUAAGCCAUCACAAGCACCAUCACUACUUGUCGUCCUUCGUUAACGCGAUGUCAAAAGAAAAACACAAAAACCUAUCAACGUUAUUAUUUGAAGGAUUGAUUUAACUAUCUAUCCAAACCGACCAGUUUCAAUCAUACGUGGUCACUAUAAGAAUAGCAGUACUAUAAGCUGGCAUUAAAAAAAAUAGAAAAACUUUUAACACAAAACCUAAAUACAGAAAAACUAUCUCACACCAGCAAGAAUAUACCUAGAAAGAAAUACCGAAAGCAAGAAAUAAUGAGAGAAAAAAAUAAAACCUCGGGCUCCGCAGGAUCCGGAGGAGGACGAGGAGCAAAUUUCAAACAAAUGGGAACUUCAAUCAAAUUGCGGCCAAUUAUAUAUUUUCUUCUUCAUCUAACGCUAUGCUUCCAUCACUAUGUCGACGCUUCAACGUUAUCUGCAGUAAAUGGUUUUCUUGAUUCAGAACGCCCUUAUUUUGAUGACAUUAGCCCGAGAAAUGUUUCCACAGUUGUUGAUGAAACAGCAAUUCUUAAAUGCCGAGUUAAGAAUAAAGGAAACCGAACUGUAUCAUGGAUGCGUAAGCGAGACCUACACAUUUUGACAACAAACAUUUAUACAUACACAGGAGAUCAACGAUUUUCUGUUGUGCACACACCCGGGACGGAUGAUUGGGAUUUAAAGAUAGAAUAUGCUCAGCAACGAGAUAGUGGCAUUUAUGAAUGUCAGGUCAAUACAGAACCUAAGAUAAACUUGGCAAAAUUAUUGGAAGUUACAGCUGAGGCCGAUCUUAGAGAUAAAUAUUCUGACCCCCAGUACUAUGAUGUCAAAGCUGCUCGAGCAAAAAUUCUGGGAUCGACUGAAGUUCAUGUGAAACGCGACAGUACAAUUUCAUUAGCGUGCUCAGUGAAUAUUCAUGCAUCGUCUGUUUCAUGGUACCAUGGAUCUUCUGUAGUUGAUUUUGAUUCAGUGCGUGGCGGUAUUAGCUUGGAAACAGAAAAAACUGAUGUUGGAACAACAAGCCGUCUUAUGUUGACUCGAGCAUCAUUUAGAGAUUCAGGCAACUAUACCUGUGUACCAGCAGCAGCGAUUCCAGCUUCAGUGCAAGUUCACGUUCUGAAUGGUGAACAUCCAGCUGCUAUGCAAACAAGUAGUGGAGUACCAAGCUCAUCACAUUUAGCUAUUGUUAUCCUUUGUGUUUUAUCGAUAGCGUCAUGUCAUCAAUCAAUCAUAUCACAAACAACGUCCAUUGAUCGUUUAUACCAUUCAAGAUGACUUCAGAAAGAAACAGGACACUUAAAAAUAAACAACAAUUUGUAAUAAAACAAAAUUUAUAGCGCAAAAAGAGUGGAUGUUGAUGUUAGUGGAGUUGGAGUUGAAGGUUAUACAACAAAAAUAACAAGUAAUUAUUUUUAAUCGAUAGGACAUCCUAAAAAGAAUAAUAAAAAACUAAUUUUUAAGGACUUAAAGAUUUUCAUUCACAAUAAAACCAAACAAAAAAAAUAUUUAUAUGCAUGUGUAUAUGUGUAUGCAUUUAAAGACACAAUGUGUAUGUAUAUGUAUUAUGUAUUUUAAAUUUAAAUUUAAAUAAAUAAAACAAAAAUUAAAUACAAAAAAUCAUACAAAAUUUAUAGACACAAAAAAACUUUACUAUGUAAUGCGAAAAGGUUUAUAGUUAAAGGAUAACAACCUUUGACUGUGUAACGAUUAUAUAUAUAUAUAUGUAUUAGACUUUUUCAAAAUAAAAUGAAAAACUAAAUGUCUUCAAUUUUCAAUGGAACUAACUUUUUCGUUAGUAUUCAGAGUGAACUAAUAAUUUCUCCAAAAAUUGCUUACGUCUUCAAGCUGCUGUUUUUUUCUUUUACUCGCUUUGUGUUUAAUUUGAACGAAUCUUUAUUUUUUUUUUUAAAUCAAGUCGAUUUUAGCUUUUAAAACACUGUUAAGGAAGGCAUGUAAUCUACGCAUUACUUGAAAACGCUUACAAACAGUGAUUAAAUUGUCGUUUUACCCAUUCAGUUGACUCAAAAAACCUUUUUACGUAUGAAAUACUUUGGAAGUUAAAACAAGAAUAUUUUUUUCUUAGCAUUUUAAUGGAGUAGUUAGCAUCGAUUGGUGUCAUACAAAACCUCAAAGUAGGAAAAAAAAUGUAAAAAGCGUUUACGAAAAUAAUUGCUCGUUCGUUCAUUGGAGCGGAGUGUAUGUUCAAAUUUGAACAAAAAUUCAAACUGGUUUCCAAUUAAAAAAAUACUCCAUUUUCAGAAAAUUAUUUUUAUUUAUAUUUGUUUUACUUAACUUACUUUUUCUUCCUCCAAAGGAUAUUUUCAAUGGUUAGGUAGAAAAUAAUGUAUAAGUUCAACGUAACUCAUAACAAAUUGGUCAUAAGUCAUGGACCUAACCGAAAAAUUGAAACUAAAAUAAAGUGCGCGGGCUUUUGCUACCGUGUGAGCAUAAGAAAAGGAAUACAGGCUUAAUGCUAAGGUAUUUCAUAUUCGCACAAUUCAGCUAAGGAACGAAUAUCUGUACUUGACAACGAUUGUUUUCGGAAAUAACUUUAGGUUAAGGAUGAGUGUCGGAGACAGGACAGAGCCCUGGGGCACGCCAGAAUACAUUAUUUAGAUGUUAGACCAUUAACCAUGUCAUAGAACUUGUAUUUAACUAUCCGGAAAGUAAUUUAUGUUGCAAUCAAGUCUAGAUAGAAUGAGUCUCUAUUGAAUGCUUUUUAAAUAAUAAUCUUGAAAGAUGAAAUGAAACAGUUAAAACAGGUGAUUGGCAAAGCUUCAUAUAAAAGCCUUGGAAAUGAUGAGUAUGAAUGGUUCUUGAGAUAGAAAAUAAGAAAAUAAAAAAAAUAAAAACAAAAAUAUAUCAAAAAAUCAAAAUUUGAGGAGAAAUUUGUAUUUUUUUCCUAUCCUAACGAAAUACCUAGUUACGUUGAAAAUCGAAGAUUUUGCGGUUUUUUAAGUCAGUAUGCAUAUAUGUAAUAAAUAGGUUUAUCUCUUUAUAAAAGAUUUAUUUUUAAUUAAAUUAAAAGUAAACCUACCGAACACUAUAAAUACAUCAUCAUAGAUUUAUUUGAAGAGAACAUUGUAAAUAAUGCGUUGAUUAUAUUUUGUUUGGUAAUUGUAUAUAUAUUAAAUGUUUAUACAGACUUUCUUACUAUAAAUUUUUAUUCAUUCAAAUUAGGGCUAAAUACUAUUUUUGGUCAGUAUCAUAGUAUGAGGAAAGUGAUGAAAGGUUAACGCAAAACUUGAAUUCAAAUCAAAACCAAGUCUAGAAUUAAGCUCGUUAUGCACAACCGAUUUCCGGAAAAUAAGAAAUAAACCUCCUAAGUGAUUGAGAGUGGUUUGGAGCAAAUAGUAUGUCGAGUAUGUAAAUGUAAUUGAAAACUAAAUACGAGAAAAGGCAGUAUAUUUGACUUACAAGAAGGAGUCGAACUUCUCCCUUAUAAUUCGUCACACUCAAUUCGAAAAUCGAUAUGAGCAAUAGCAACAUCACAUUAUCUUCGUUAACUCUUUAAAAACUUUAUUUGUGCCUGCACAAAAUUAUGUUUUUUUAAAAUAUUUUUUUUAAGUUGCCUUGUACUGGUUUUAAAGCUAAAAUUUUUGCUUUUAAAGUAAUUCAGUCUUAAUAUUCAGAGAAUACCCAGUGCACGAUCUUCGGAGAUAAAAAUUGAUACAAACUUGUAUUUACUUUCAUUUACAGUCAAAGAUGGCAAAGCAAGGAUUUUAAAAAUUAAUUUUCGUUUCAUUCAUUAAUAUUAAAAUUUUCUAAAAUCUAAUUAAAAUUUUAUAAAAUUUUUUUCCGGGAUCAACUUCGUCCAAUCGCAUUACAAUUUGUAACUGACAGUUUUGUAUAAAUGUGUUUCAUUCAGUUUGGUUACAUUCGAUUGUGAGAAUCCUUUUCGAAAUAUUAGGAAAUUAGUUUUUCUCUGAAGUGCAUUGAGCGAAAAGCAAAUUGACGGAACACUAAAAUAAUUUGCAAAAACCAUAAAAAUCGUUAUAACUCGAAAAGAAGCGAAAUCAAGAAAAUUACUUUAAAUGUUUCUGGACUAAAUAUUA